UUAAAGGGGAUCUCAUGUACUUUACUGAGUGAGAUUGUGAACAGUUCACUUGUGCAGUAGUCGUGGAGGGACAAGCAACAAACAAGUAUUGUCGGUAUGCCACCCAAGAAAAAGGGUUCGGCGGACCGUCAGGACUCAGGGGCUACUGAGGAGAAGGAAAAAAAUGCUCAGGUCCAGCUGGAUAAGGCCAAGUCUAAACCUGUUGCAUUUGCUGUACGCACAAACUACACCUACACCCCUGCCGACGAUGACAAUGUUCCUAUCCCAGGACAUGGAGUUGCUUUUGAGGCUAAAGACUUCCUUCAUGUCAAAGAGAAAUUCAACAACGACUGGUGGAUCGGGCGGCUGGUGAAAGAAGGUGGAGAAGUGGGAUUUAUCCCCAGCCCAGUAAAUCUGGAGACUAUUCUCAUUCGGAGAGAAGUGCAAGCCAGAAAGGCUGCCAAAGCUCUAGCCAAUAAAGCAGCAAGCUCUACCAAAGAUGAUAUGAACUCAAAGAAAGUCACUCCUCCUCCAACAGUUCAGCAAGUGAAGAAGAAAUCAGGGGAACAACUGGCAGCAUAUGACGUCGUGCCUUCCAUGCGUCCCGUCGUGCUGAUGGGGCCUUCACUCAAGGGUUACGAGGUUACAGACAUGAUGCAGAAGGCCCUCUUUGAUUUUUUAAAACACAGAUUUGAAGGCAGAAUAACCAUAACUCGAGUGAUGGCAGACAUUGCUCUUGCUAAGCGGUCAAUCUUAAACAACCCCAGCAAACAUGCUAUAAUGGAUCGCUCGAACACACGCUCUAGCCUUGAUGCCGCUGCUCAGAUCCAAGGGGAGAUUGAGAGGAUCUUUGAGCUUGCACGUAGCCUGCAACUAGUGGUUCUGGAUGCAGACACUAUAAACCACCCGCUCCAACUCAGCAAGACCUCCCUGGCCCCAAUUCUCGUCUAUGUCAAGAUCUCCUCUCCCAAGGUUCUCACCAGGUUGAUAAAGACCAGAGGGAAGUCCCAAACCAAACAUCUCAAUGUUCAGAUGGUUGCUGCAGAUAAACUUGCACAGUGUCCCAAUGAGAUUUUUGAUGUUAUCUUAGACGAGAACCAGCUGUCAGAUGCUUGUGAGCACAUAGCUGAGUACUUGGAGUCUUACUGGAGAGCCACUCAUCCCCCAGAGAAAGAGACAGCCAAGCCUUCACAGGAGCCUAUAGAGAGCACGGUACCCAGCAGCCCCACGCCUGCUAAGGAUGAAUCCAAAAGCAAGCGGACGAUGGCUACUAAGAGGAAAGGAUCUCUGGAGAACCAACUAGAACAUCCCCAAAAUGAGGAGCAGAAAGAGAAUGAAAAAGAAGUAGUGAGGGAAGAGGCAGCUGAGAGGGAGCGACUCCUGAAGAGUGAGCCGAAGAGAUCCCAACAUAUCCACCAUCACCAUCGUCACCACCACCAUCACCAUCACCAUCACCGCCGCACCAGUACAGAACACACCGAACAGCACAAUCACCACCCUGCCCACUUACAAAGCAUGGACAUCGAUAACAUAGCAAGUAAAAACUCAGAUCCUCAGAGCCAUCUUGCACUACUAGACAAAGAAGAAUUGGACCAAACUGAGGCAACACAGAUUACAAUCCAUAAAGACCAAAACCACCAACACCACCAACACCACCAUCACCAUCGCAAGAGCACAGACAUUCAAAAUGACUAUAGACAAGACUAUAAGCUGAAGCACAAUCAGCGCAACAGGCAGCAUAGUCAUCAGAGACAGCUACGCUCUCCUAAUGAACAGAUGCUGCACUCUUUUCAUGAACAGACACUGCCUUUACACCACUAUGAAUCAUCUAAACAUUACUACAGCCAUGAUCACUACCAGGGCCAAGAGCGAAACAGGGACAGGAACAAGGAGAGGGAUAACGACAUACAUGAUGAGGCUGGAAAGAGGAGGAGAGAUGUAUACAUUCAUCACUGAUGUGGAAUUGCAGUGUGCUGAUGCUGCUAUGUGAAACACAGAGUUAAUUCCAAUACUUGUACUGUACAAAGGUCUCAUCGAGAGCAUGCACAAUGUAAAAAUAUUUUAUCAUGACAUCUAUUUACUUUCACUGGUAGGCUAGAUCUUACCAGAAUGCUUUAAUGAGAAAUAUCGCUAAAAACAGUGCUUUGCAAGAAAAACCAAUCAGUAACAAAGCGUCUAUAUGGCAUUUUCACCGUAGCCAUUUUACAGACGUACACUGUUUCAACAACCAUGAAAUUUAAACAUUAGACAACCUUUUGCUUCCACACACUGCUUUAAGAAACUCCAGAAACCAUUAUAUUAUAUAUUUUGACAAAGCUUCUUUUACUGGAUUUGUAUUUAUUGUCCACAAUCUGGCAUCCCAGUGAUCUAAUCAUCAAAUGCUGUAAAUGUUGUUGGUGUAGUUUUGGAUUUUAUAAGAACCCAAUACAUGUAAAAUCCUGACAUGCUAGCUUGCUAGCAUGAAUCUAAAAAUGAAAAACAUUUGCACAUUAAAAAUGCCUCAGAGGAU
This is a messenger RNA of Tachysurus vachellii, 2488 nucleotides long. RefSeq names its product calcium channel, voltage-dependent, beta 2b (gene cacnb2b). Gene Ontology annotation, cellular component: voltage-gated calcium channel complex. Gene Ontology annotation, molecular function: high voltage-gated calcium channel activity; protein binding. Gene Ontology annotation, biological process: calcium ion transmembrane transport; regulation of voltage-gated calcium channel activity; chemical synaptic transmission. Bases 97 to 1935 code for a protein of 612 amino acids. Lineage: Eukaryota; Metazoa; Chordata; Actinopteri; Siluriformes; Bagridae. The transcript is spliced from 14 exons. The record is from RefSeq and is a predicted model, not a curated record.